Messenger RNA from Zophobas morio, 2272 nucleotides. Its product is annotated as ankyrin-3-like. The coding region runs from base 524 to 2107 and encodes 527 amino acids. The record is from RefSeq and is a predicted model, not a curated record. Gene Ontology annotation, molecular function: protein binding. The transcript is spliced from 2 exons. Lineage: Eukaryota; Metazoa; Arthropoda; Insecta; Coleoptera; Tenebrionidae.
GUGAGAUUAUAACGAAGUAAAGUUAUGCAAAUUUGCAUUUUAGUCCAGAUGUGUAACUAUAAUUGACAAGUUAACUCCAUGAACAAUAUGGAGUAAAUUUUUUUUGUUGUAAUGGACCAUCUAAAUAUUCUAAAAAUAUCAGAAAAACACACCAACUUUUUGAGGAUGAAGUGGACCUUCAAUAAAAAAGUCACAUAAUGAAUCCGACACUAGUUUAGUUCUGAAAAGGACAGUUAUUUUUCAAACAAUAACGCAAAACCGAAAAAGCACAAACAAUUGCACGAAAGACGGAUAUUCAAACGAUAGAUGUAAUAGAAGACAAUGAAUCUGCUCAUAUUUGGUGAUUCUCUUAAACCUGUAUCCCGCAAAAAGACGAUCAACUAGUAACCAGAAUUUUUUUUAUUUCUUGUGGUAUGACGUUGACGAAAUAGAUUUUUCAAACAACAAAGAUGCUCUUCACCCGUCUCUACUCCAUCAAGCGGCCCUCGAAGGGAAGCAUGUUAAGGUUCUCUUUUUUAUUAACAUGGGCCACGAUAUCAACUCUAAAACAACCAAUAACGAGACCGCCCUUUACUUGGCUUCGCAAAAAGGGCGCAUCGAAUGUGUCCAACUGCUGUUAUCAUUUGGUGCUGACACAUCAAUCCCUGACAAAAAAGGGUGUACACCACUUCACGUAGCUUGCUUAUACGGACAAGUCGAAGUAGUCAAAAUGUUGCUUAACCACGGUGUCAACAUGCAGAUCUGUGACUCUAACGGAUGGACACCAAUUCACGUCGCUGCUUCCAGAGGUCGCAGGAAAAUAGUCGAAUUAUUAGUAUCAUCUGGAGUCAGUACUGAACUAAGAGAUAGUGAUGGUUUAACACCCCUGCACAUAGCUUGUCUAAACGGAAAAAAUAAUGUAGCUCGUUUGUUAAUCUCGCUAGGAGCUAAUUUUAAUGCUGUUGAAGAACAAGGCUGGACACCGUUACACCUGGCAUGUGAGGAAGGUUGCGUGGAGGUGGUUGAGACCUUACUAAAAUCUAAAUCAAACGUAAAUGCAGCUGAAUCCGAAAACUGGACACCCCUACAUCUUGCUUGCCAAAACGGACAUGAAGAUAUCGUUAGGUUGUUGAUAAAAGGAGGAGCUGAUGUGAAUGCUGUUGAGGACACUUCGUCAACACCUCUUCACUUAGCAUGCAGACAAGAUUCUAUUAUAAUCGUUGAAGAUUUGUUUAGAGCUGGAGCAAACAUUUUUGCCCGUGACAUGUUAAAAGAAACACCGCUGGAGAUUGCUGGCGAGCGAGGUCAUAAAAGUAUUGUUGAUUUUCUGAAUGCAGUGGCUGUAGGAAACAAGGUUUUAUUGAAACCUCUUUCCCUAACACAUCAAAGUAAUACGUUGACAUCCGACGAUAAUCUCAAUAUCGGAAAUAUAAAUAAACGCGAAUCUUCAUUUGUGACAAACAAUGCUCACUGUAAAAUAUUUAAUAUAUCCACUGAAUAUGAAAAUGUUAUAAACACUUCGAAGGAAGCGGGUAAUUCUCCAAAUUACGUACAUUCCCAACUAGUAAUGCCACACCAAAGUACUAAAGAUAUCGACAAUCCUGGCGGCGAUCAUGACAAAAUCAUUUCACUUCACCAAGCCUGUAGAGAAGGAAAUGAAAAAAUCGUGCAAACACUAGCUAAGAGAGGCGUUGACUUAAAUGUGGCUGAUGAAAAUGGUAACACACCUCUGAUACUUGCCGCACGACAUGGGAAAGUUAAAAUAGUAGAAAUUUUGAUAAAUUUCAAAGCAAAUCUUGAGAUCAGCAACAAGGAAGGCAUUACCGCACUUUAUGCAGCUUCUUACCAUGGGCACAAAGAUGUCGUCGGUGUGUUGUUGCAAAACGGGGCAGCAAUUGAAGCUGGCUUAAGAAAUGGGUGGAAAUCAAUACAUAUUGCUGCGUAUAAUGGGCACAAAGAAAUCGUUGAAAUUCUUGUGAAAUGCGGUGCGAACAUUGAUGCGUUGACACAUGGAAACGCUAAACCUUUAGAUUUAGCACGUUUUCAGAAGCAUGGAGAUAUUGUUUACUUUUUAUAUAUUAAGCAAAAAGAGAAGCACAAUUAUAAUUGUCCGUGUACAAUACAGUGACCGUUUUGAAUUAUGGGGUAAUGCGUGAAGGUAUAAUUGUAAUAGACGAAUGACAGAUACGUUUUUUUCAGUUUAGUAAUGCAUACUAGUAGAUCUAACUCGAAAGUAAAUAAUAUUUUUGUAUUUUAUAAGUUUGUAAUGUAAAUAAAUUCUAGAAAUUUUAAA